CAAUGUGAUCGCAACACUGACAGCCUCCACGAGGCAUCGCCAUCAACAUCAGACACAUUACGUGCAUCGUAGCAAAAGACAAUGAGUGGCCUGGGUCUAUCACACGUCUUCCCUUUCCAGAGCGAGCCAACUUCGCCGCAGCUAGAGCCGCAGCUAGAGCCGCAGCAAGAGCCGCGGAAGGAGCCAGAGCAGGAGAUAGGGCAGUCUCCAAAUGCUUCUAGGCUGGGAACUGAGGGCCUCGCGCAUGUCUUCCCAUGGCUGACGCCGCCCAUGGGCCAGGGCGGGCUGCAAGUGUUUGAGCCUCUGGAGAUCGGGGAUCUCGACACGACGCCUAGUGACGACUCUUAUAGUGACGAGUACGAGUCUCAGCAGCAGCAGCAGCAGCAGCCAGAGACUCGGCCGUCUGAAGACCAUGACAAUGCUGCUUCGGGGUCUCCCCCAAGGUCUUUGGGCCAUGUCUUCCCGCAUCUCAGUGUUUCGACAACACAGGCGCCAGUAGAUCCGCAGAUGGUACUCGAGACGGAGCCUUCCCAGGUGUCGGACGUGUCUGUAGAUGAACUGGAAGCUGUUUUCGUUACACCUGAACCAAUUUCUGAGCCUCUUCCCAGCAUUGAAGACGUGUUGUCAUCGGCUUCUACUUCGCCGAUAAGCUUGGACGGGAGGUUUCCGCCAUCCGAAUCCCUAGAGGAUCCGCAGUCUCCAGUGGCAUCUCGUGCUCGUCGUUCUGAACGCUCUCCUGCGCCGUCCCCCGAACGGCACCCUCAUACCUCUUCUUCAUCACGGCCCGUGACACCGCAACACAAGUGGGGGACCGAGAAGGGCGCAUCUAAAGCUGCACCCAUCCCGAUCUCUCAUGUUGGCAAUCGGUACCUGCUCUACAACACCGAUGACAUCUCGUACAUCCGCCGCCAACACCACAUCACUGGCGUUCUGAUCGGCACGCUCCCCAGUCACCCGCAACAAAAUAUUUUCCUGGGCACACCGCUGGAGCUGAUGCCAGAGGAGGCACGGUUGCUCGUUGAGAAAGAUGCCGCAUACAUUGUCGACGACGCAGCAGCGCACAGCGCGAGCCUGCUCGGUGGAGGCUUGGGCGCCGCGGAGCGCAAGGCUUUCCUGCGCGCGAUGAAGAAGCAGGGUGUCGAUGCCAUGAAGGCAAACCAGAAGAAGUCGGACACUCUCAAGGAGCAAGCGCUCAAGAAGAACGCGGACAAGAUCGCGCAGGCGCGCGCGGCGAAGCAGAAAGCGCGCGAGCAGCAGAAGCAACAGCAGAGUGACACCGCCAGCGCGCACGACUCGCUGUUCGACUCUGGUGCUCCUGCUCCGCCGCCCUCUUCUCACGCCGGUACACCCACGACGAUCGAAGAGCGCUGGUACAUCACGCCGACGACUUCACAUCCGCCCCUCCUGCCCACGCCACCUCCCUCUCCUCCCAACACCACUGCCGUCGCCACGACCUCGCGCUCCAAUCUCCCUCCCGUUCCGGCUUCCUAUCCCCUCUUCGCGCACCUACAUUCCCGCGGCUACUACCUCUCCCCCGGCCUGCGCUUCGGCUGCCAGUACUGCGCAUACCCGGGCGACCCGCUUCGCUUCCACAGCCACUUCCUGGCGGUGGGGAUGGGCUGGAACGAGGAGUUUGACUUGAUGCGCUUGGUGGGAGGAGGACGGUUGGGUACAGGUGUCAAGAAGGGGUUUUUAAUUGGGGGGAAGGUUGAGGGUGAUGAUGGGGAGGGUGAGAAUGAGGGUGAAGUGAGGGCAUUUAGCAUUGAGUGGAGUGGAAUGUAGGGGGUGUGGGUGGAUUGGGUUGCUGUGUUGCGAUUGGCAACAAUCUGUACGAUUGAAUGUGUACGCAUUCCUACGAAUGAAAAGAAACUCUGC
Molecule: messenger RNA, 1875 nt
Organism: Aplosporella prunicola CBS 121167
Lineage: Eukaryota; Fungi; Ascomycota; Dothideomycetes; Botryosphaeriales; Aplosporellaceae
Exons: 2
Coding region: 82-1782 (566 amino acids)
Biological process (GO): tRNA-type intron splice site recognition and cleavage; tRNA splicing, via endonucleolytic cleavage and ligation
Molecular function (GO): nucleic acid binding; tRNA-intron lyase activity
Source: RefSeq, a predicted model, not a curated record